Penicillium expansum is the source of this 1797-nucleotide messenger RNA. RefSeq lists its product as uncharacterized. The record is from RefSeq and is a predicted model, not a curated record. Lineage: Eukaryota; Fungi; Ascomycota; Eurotiomycetes; Eurotiales; Aspergillaceae. Gene Ontology annotation, molecular function: transmembrane transporter activity. The transcript is spliced from 4 exons. Gene Ontology annotation, biological process: transmembrane transport. Bases 1 to 1797 code for a protein of 598 amino acids.
AUGGCGAUCAUGAGCAGAUUCCAUCGGAUAGUUGGCAACAAAUCGGCAGAGACAGAAGCUACCUCAGUUGAUGAUCCGAUUGCCCUGCAGGUGAGAGCCGACGACAAGGAAGCCGCACAUGCAGCUAUCGAUGAUGCGACUGGCAAGGAGGAAGCCAGGCCUGACGAAGAUGCCCAAGCUGGUGUUCAGAAGAUUGAGGCUGUCACUCUGGCCUGGGGGAAAGGAUCGAUGCUCAUGGUUCUGAUAUUUAUCUGGCUUCUCACACUGGUGAACAAUCUCAAGACUUCGGUGGUCUACAGUCUAAGCGCCUAUGCGACAAGCUCUUUCGCGGGUCAUUCGCUUUUGACCGUUAUUGGUAUAGUGGCAUCUUCAAUGACAGGCGCAGUAUAUAUUCCCAUGGCAAAGGCGCUGGACCUCUGGGGUCGCGCAGAAGGUAUUCUUCUAAUGACUGGGUUUUGUAUCCUGGGAAUAGUUAUGUUGGCUGCGUCCCAUAACCUAGCUACCUACUGCGCUGGACAGGUAUUCUACUCGAUCGGAUUCGGAGGUCUCGCCUACAGUUGGAAUGUUCUAGCAACCGAUGUGACAAACUUGAGAAACCGAGGGUUGGCAUUUGCUUUUACCUCUUCUCCGGCAAUAAUCUCAGCGUUUGCUGGAUCUAAGGCCGCUGAAGGAUUUCUCGCCAACGUCAAUUGGCGAUGGGGCUACGGGGUCUGGGCAAUUAUCCUACCCGCUUUUGCUUUGCCAAUAUAUUUCAUGCUGGCCUAUAAUUUACGCAGAGCUGAGAGGGAAGGGAUUCUCAACAGGGAAAGAAAGGCAUGGAGUUUCAAUUUCGAAAAUAUUUGGUGGUUCAUCAAAGAGUUUGAUUUAAUGGGUGUUUUCCUCUUCGCUGGCGGAAUGGUAGUAUUCCUACUUCCGUUCACUCUGGCCAGUAUGGCGCCCCAUGGUUGGCAAACCGGCUAUAUCAUCGCCAUGAUUGUGAUUGGGCUAGCUCUACUCAUCUCAUUCGGUUUCUAUGAGACUUAUCUGGCCCCAGUGCCAUUCCUGAACUAUAAGUUCCUCACGGAUAGGACCGUUUUAGGCGCAUGUCUCCUUGAUAUGACAUACCAGAUAUCUUACUAUUGUUAUGCCGUCUAUCUCCCGUCGUUUUUGCAAGUGGUAUACAAUUUGGAUGUUGCCACAGCUGGAUACGUUGGAAACACCUUUAGUGUCGUUGCAUUUGUCUUCUUGUUCUUCGCUGGCUGGCUCAUCCGAGUGACAGGUCGCUUCAAGUGGAUUCUCUGGGUCUGUGUACCACUCUACAUUUUUGGACUCGGCCUGAUGAUUCACUUUCGUCAACCCGGUGGAUACAUUGGAUACAUUGUCAUGUGUGAGAUCUUUUUCUCCGCCGCCGGCAGCAUUUUCAUCCUGUGUGUGCAGCUUGCUGUGCUUGCUUCAGUUGAUCACCAACACGUUGCCGCCGUGCUUGCUUUACUUUUCGUGAUGGGAAGUAUUGGCGGAUCUAUUGGCAGUGCUAUCUGUGGAGCUAUUUGGACAAACACGUUCUUGAAAAAGCUUGCAGUAACCCUACCAGAAUCGGCCAUGCCCAAUUUGUCUCUUAUUUACUCGAGCCUCCCCCAGCAGCUCAGUUAUCCGGUUGGAAGCCCCGAGCGAGAUGCCAUUGUGGAAGCCUAUGGCUAUGCUCAGCCUAGGAUGCUUGCAGCCGGCACUGCAUUCAUGGUUUUGGGCUUCAUCUGGGUUGGCAUGAUGAAAAAUCUGAAUGUCAAGAAUAUGACGCAGACAAAGGGUAACGUGUUUUAG